Messenger RNA from Alternaria atra, 2058 nucleotides. RefSeq lists its product as uncharacterized. NCBI's taxonomy places the organism in Eukaryota, Fungi, Ascomycota, Dothideomycetes, Pleosporales, Pleosporaceae. The transcript is spliced from 2 exons. The record is from RefSeq and is a predicted model, not a curated record. Gene Ontology annotation, molecular function: ATP binding; nucleic acid binding. Gene Ontology annotation, cellular component: mitochondrion. The coding region runs from base 1 to 2058 and encodes 685 amino acids.
AUGUUCGGCGCAGUGAGAAGAUGUCCCGCGACUCUCGCGAGGAAUCUUGCCUCAGUUUCUACCAGGGCCCUCCGCACACCCCUCUCCCAUAACUCGAGUAUCCUGCGGAUACCUCUACAAUCAGCGCGCCUCCAAAAUGUCUCAUUUGCUGGCUUCCACAGCAGUGCCACAAGGUGGCAACAGGAGGCACAACAGAGCAUUGAAGAAGAUGGUCCUGUCACAGAGUUCAAGGAACUGGCCACACGUGGGCUUGUUCAUCCCAACCUUAUCAACACUAUCACCAACCAGAUGAAGCUCACGACUAUGACGGAUGUGCAGACCAGGACCAUCAACGAGGCCCUGAGCGGGGUUGACAUCAUCGCACAAGCAAAGACCGGUACCGGUAAAACACUUGGUUUCCUCAUCCCCGUCAUCCAACGAAUCAUCGCGAACGACCCCCAGCUCGGCGAGAAGGUCAGAGGAUACAAGCGUGCCAAGCCCGACGAUAUCAGGGCCAUUAUCAUCUCACCAACCCGAGAACUGGCAGAACAGAUCGCUGUCGAAGCUAAGAAAGUGGUUUCUGGAACCGGCAUCGUUGUGCAGGUUGCAGUCGGAGGCACACAGAAGAGGGCUAUGCUUCAGAAGACACAGCGUGAAGGGUGCCAUCUUAUGAUCGCCACCCCCGGACGACUAUUCGACAUCCUCUCGGACCCAUACUCUGGCGUCAAAGCACCAAAACUAAGUGCCCUGGUCAUGGACGAGGCGGACCGCCUGAUGGACGAUGGUUUCCAAAAGGAGAUUGACGAGAUCAAAAACUUCCUCCCCGAUCCAGCCGAAGUCGAGCGCCAGAACCUCAUGUUCUCCGCCACCAUCCCCCGCGAGGUUGUCGGCCUUGUCCGCGCGACCAUGCGCCCUGGCUUCCACUUCGCCAAGUGUGUCGAUGAGAACGAGGAACCAACACAUCAGCGUAUCCCGCAAAGAUACGUGAACCUUGCCGGUUUCGAGAACACCAUGCCCACACUCUACGAUUUUGUCCAGCAAGCCCAACAGAAAGCAAACGCUGGCGAAAGCCGUCCGUUCAAGGCCAUCAUCUACUUCAACAGCACUGCCGAGGUCACACUUGCAGCAUCAGUCUUCUACAAGCUCGGCGGCGGCUUCAGGCGCAAUACCCCUCUCUCUGGGCUCCGCUGUUUCGAGAUUCACGCCAAGCUCAGCCAGCAGCAACGUACAAGGGCUGCAGAUGACUUCCGCGCCGCCAAGUCCGGCAUCCUCUUCUCCUCAGACGUAACAGCCCGUGGCAUGGACUUCCCUGAAGUCACCCACGUCAUUCAAAUUGGUCUUCCCCGUGAACGCGAUUCCUACAUCCAUCGUCUCGGUCGUACUGGACGUGCCGGAAAGGAGGGUGAGGGCUGGUUGUUCCUCUCACCCUAUGAGAAGAAUGAGAUUCGUCGCCGUCUCGGCGGUCUGCCUCUCGUUAAUGCCACUGAUAUGCUUGAAACUGCAACUGUCGACAUGACCCAACAAGCCGAGGUCCCAGAGAACGUUGCGAAGAUUCUAUCUGAGUGCGUAGAGGCACACAAGAAGGUCUACCCUGACCAAUUGGACGCCGCCUUCCGUGGUCUCUUCGGAAGCUACCAGUGGUACGGUGACAAGCAGGGUCUGCUGGAGGGUGCAAACCGUCUAGCGGAGUUUGGCUGGGGCAUGCCAACCCCACCUGCACCACCUUCUAGCCUCUUUGCAGGAGGUCGCGGACGUGGCGGUGGAGGCCGUGGCGGAUUCGGAGGUGGUCGUAGCGGAUUUGGAGGUGGAAGAGGAGGCGGCGGCGGUGGCUUCGGCGGUGACCGAGGUGGCCGAAGCGGAGGGUUUGGUGGCGACCGAGAUGGCCGAAGUGGAGGGUUCGGCGGCGACAGGAGAGGAGGUGGUGGUUUCGGUGCUGAAAGGAGAGGAGGAGGCGGCAGCGGCUUCGGCGGCGACCGAAGAGGAGGAGGAGGUGGUGGUGGCUUCGGCGGUGACAGGAGAGGUGGCGACAGGAGCUUUGGUGGUGACCGACCAAGGAGGGAGCCCCGAAUGGACUUCUAA